AAUGUGACUUGCCCAAGGUCACCCAGUAGGUUUCCAUGGCCAAGUGGGAAUUUGAACCUUGGUCCCCCGGUGUCCUAGUCCAACACUUAAACCAUAUAUUACACUGGCUCUAGCCUAGCCCUAAGGAUAAUAAACUUUUAUAUUCCAUUAUAUGUAUUGCUUACCAUUUUAUCAGUUUAAAUUAUCAUGCUACAGUCCUCAUGGUACCACCUUCAAAUAUGCAUGUAAUACUUUUCAUUGAAUGUACAUAGCCAGUUGUUUUUUGUUUUUGUUUUUUAAAAAGGCAUGUAUUCAGAUAUGUGAUUUCUUUACCCAUUCCAUGUGGACUGAGCCAGAUAAUGUGAUGAACAGUUGGAUGGACUGUCUUACUUUUAGUGUCAAGACAUUCUUCCAAGGUGCACCAUUCAUGUUUGCCUUCUUAUAAUUGUUGUAUAUCUCCUCUCUCCUUUUCAGUUCUGUGUAGAGAAGGUGCUACAGAAGGAGCCUUUGGAUUCACAGAGAGUGGCCUUGCUCGGUGGCUCGCAUGGAGGCUUCCUAUCCUGCCAUCUCAUUGGUCAAAAACCUGGCACUUACAAAGCUUGUGUUGCCAGGAAUCCUGUAGUCAAUAUAGCUUCUAUGGUUGGAAGCACUGACAUCCCUGACUGGUGCUUGACUGAGGCAGGCUUACCUUAUGACUAUGCUGCUCUACCAGACCCUGCACAUUGGAAAGAGAUGCUGCUUCAUUCACCUAUGCAGUAUGUCGAUAAGGUUCAGACACCCGUUCUCUUAAUGAUAGGAGAAGAAGAUAGACGGGUACCCCCCAAGCAAGGCUUGGAGUAUUAUCAUGCUCUCAAGGCCAGGGGAGUUCCAACCCGGAUGUUGUGGUAUCCAGGAAAUAACCAUGCACUGUCUGGUGUGGAGGCUGAGGCAGACGGUUUCAUGAAUAUUGCACUCUGGCUGAUCAAGCACCUGAAAUGAUGACAGCAGAAGCUGGGCUACACCUUUAGUAAUCAUAUCUAUGUUAAGCAGUGUGGCUUGCUAAUGGAUUCAAAUCUCUUAGAUUCCAAACAGCCAGUGCUCUUCAGAGCUUGAAUUGGUACAUAACAAUGGCUGGGAUACAUCUAUCAGGUCCACUCCAUUGUACCUCAGCCACUGAGGCGAUGGUGAUCACGUACUUCCUGCCGAAUCUUGAACUCUUAUAAAUAGUUCCACCGUAAUAGGUGGCUAUCCACACUCUGAUGCAGGAGUCCUCUUCAAUAUUAAUGAUGUUUUUGUUGUUAAUGCUAGUAUUUGGAGACAGAACUGGAAAGGAUGAGCUCCAAAGGGUCCAGCUGCAAAAGAUUAAUUAAUAAACACCUUUGAUUAAAGUUCAGUCUUAAAAGCUGACUUGCGAAGUAAAUUUGGAAAUGAGUGGGUCUCAUCCACUAGUGAGAUGCCUCAUCCCCUAGCAUCUUGAAUUUUUUUGAAUAGAAGAUACUGUGUAUACUCAUGCAUAAGUCUAGAAAUUUAGGUCAAAAAAGACCCAAAAAACCUGA
Sceloporus undulatus (fence lizard) is the source of this 1514-nucleotide messenger RNA. RefSeq names its product acylamino-acid-releasing enzyme-like. Gene Ontology annotation, biological process: proteolysis. The coding region runs from base 616 to 957 and encodes 113 amino acids. Gene Ontology annotation, molecular function: serine-type endopeptidase activity. The transcript is spliced from 4 exons. The record is from RefSeq and is a predicted model, not a curated record. NCBI's taxonomy places the organism in Eukaryota, Metazoa, Chordata, Lepidosauria, Squamata, Phrynosomatidae.